GAAGAAUGUUUGUUUGUGCGAGGUUUUUGCAAUAAUUACUUUUCUGCAUAAUAUUAGAAAAUUCGGCAUCAUGUAGGCCACUAAACGAAUAAAUCCCAUUAUUAUCUGGUAAUUGCAGUAAAGCCAAAGAUUACUACUAGACGAUAUCAACAAUCAGCACCGACUGACAAUCCGGCCGUUCUAAGUGGUCUUAUAGCCAUUUGUUUACACAUUCAACCGCGGUAUUAUUAAGAGAAAUGGAUACUACAAAGAGACAUGCAACCGCCGCCCAAGUGUCGGCACUGAUGGACUACAUGCAAGAGCAUUCAGAAGUGGCGAAGGGCAUGAGUUCAGGUCUUGAGCGGGAAGACAUAGAAGCUCAGUGGCGAGACCUCACAUCAAUGCUCAAUUCUAUGGGCGGAGCUGUUAAAUCUACGGAGAAGUGGAAACAGACAUGGAGAGACCUGAAAUCAAACACAAAGAAGCGGGCCCUGAAACAUCAGCAGUCCCUUUGUGACACUAGUGUAGGGCCCAGCUCCGAUAACUUAAAUGCUGAUGGUCAGAACAGUGAUGGUGACUACAUGCCACCAAAAAAAGAUUUGCUUCAUUUGAUGAAGAAAUUCUAAGGAUAGAAAGAGAUAAGUUAGAAGUGGAAAGGGAAUAUAAGGUCCAGAAGAUAGAAGUGCUCUCUAGGAUAGCCAGUGCGUUAGAAGAGAUAGCAAGAAAGAAAUGAAUCAACUAGCAGCAUCAUGAUUUGGAAAAUGUUAGUAUUGUUGCAUACAAUAUUGGUUAUAAAAGCCUAUUCAUUAGAUUUAUAAUAGGUCUGUAAAAAGAUUCUUCUUGGUUUCAUGUAAAGAAGUAAUAAUUUUUAUGUGACCUGUAUUUUAAUAUCUAUGAGAUAUGACAUUCAGGGUACUUUAAACCCUCUUUAUCUAGUUAUAAAGUGAAAUGACACACAAUAGCACUAUGCAUUGAUAUGGUUUUACAGUGAGCAAAAAGCCGUGUCCACACAGAGGGAGGCACAUAGCGAGGCAGGCAUGCUAUGUUAUGUGCCUCUGCCAAACCUGUGCGCGCGUUCUGCCUACGAUGGAUGGAGCACAUUGCCUCGCGCCGUGUUUCACUCUGUGUGGACCUGGCUAAUGGUUGUUGUGUGGUUGAAGGAUGGUCAGUGUACAUUUGUACAAUAUUUUUGUUACAUGCUCAAUAAGUAGAUUUUAAAUUAAUGAACUAGAUUCUUAUCAAACUGAACUAAUCAAUCAUCAAUAUCAUCAUGACUUGUAAAUACAAUUGACAUUUUCUUGAUUAUAAAAAAAUAUAUUGUAAAGAAGAAAUACAGUCAUCAUAUGGGUCAUUAUAAAGUGAACUGUCACAUUUGUUAUUAUUAAUUACUUACAGGAACAAAAAAAAAACUAGAAAAAAACGCUCACAUAGCGUAGACCACAAAAAACAUAGAAUUAAGUACUUAUCCAAAUAAUAUUAAUAAGUGGCUAUAGUUAGGUAUGAAGACUUUUUAAAGAAUUUUACUAGUUUAGUGUAUAUAAAAAAAGUAUUUAAUUUUGGAUUAUGAACUACGUUUAUUAUGGAGAAAUGGAUUCGAUCGGAUAUGAUUAAAUAACUACUAUUUUUUUUAUGAAGCUUGUCUCUUCUUCUGUUGUAUUAAUAUAAAAUUAUGAUAAUUAUGAAGAUAAUUUUAUUAUUACAUAUCAAAUAUACUUAACCAUACCUACGGCUGUAAAAUAAUGCAUUAUAUGUCGUACUUGUUUUUGUUAGUCUGAAAACACCGAAAUAAAUAAUGAAGAAUUACAAAAUGUAUAUGUUUUAAUUUACGUAGGCACA
Molecule: messenger RNA, 1815 nt
Organism: Leguminivora glycinivorella
Lineage: Eukaryota; Metazoa; Arthropoda; Insecta; Lepidoptera; Tortricidae
Exons: 4
Coding region: 237-605 (122 amino acids)
Source: RefSeq, a predicted model, not a curated record